Micropterus dolomieu (smallmouth bass) is the source of this 2521-nucleotide messenger RNA. RefSeq lists its product as uncharacterized. NCBI's taxonomy places the organism in Eukaryota, Metazoa, Chordata, Actinopteri, Centrarchiformes, Centrarchidae. Gene Ontology annotation, molecular function: GTP binding. The record is from RefSeq and is a predicted model, not a curated record. The transcript is spliced from 3 exons. Bases 149 to 1189 code for a protein of 346 amino acids.
ACCACAACAGACAGAGCCGUGUGCACCUCUGCUGAAGUCAGCCCAGUUGGUCCCGUUGGUCCAGUAACUGAGGCAGGGCGCCUCCAGGAACAAGGAAGUGCGUUCAUCCCUGAAUCAACACUUAGUGCGGCAGUGAACAGGAUCGGAAAUGUCAGCAUCUGCUCCACAGUCAGAGCUGAGGCUGGUGGUGCUGGGCCGGCCCGGGGCAGGAAAGAGAUCAGCAGUCUGCAACAUCCUAGACCUGCCAGACUCUCAGGACACAUAUGCUGCUGGCAUCCAGGAGUGCAGAAAAUACAGAGGAGAGGCUGCAGGCAGACAGGUGGUGGUAGUCUCCUGUCCACCCUGGUUCGGCUCAGGCUGCGACUCACAGGAAAGGAAAAGACACAUAUCCUCCUUUAUCGCCUUAUCCAGCCCCGGACCACAUGCUUUCCUGCUGUGUGUCCCUGUGAACCAGCCAGAUGAUGAAGAGGCCAGGGCGUUGGAUGUCCUGCAGGAGCUGUUUGGCCCCUCUGCAGUCAGCACAAACACCAUCAUACUCUUCACCUACACUGAGGAGCUGGAUGAGGAUGAGAAGCUGGAGGAAUACCUUGUCACCUGGCGCAAGGACCUGAAGGAGCUGGUGAAAAGAUGUGGUGACCGCUACCACACGCUGGAAGCCCGCAGUGGAGAACCAGAGGAGAGGAAAGCUGUUGAGGAGCUGCUGGAGAAGGUCGAGCAGGCAGUGGCGGAGGGCGGGGCACCAUACUUCAGCUGCCCACUGUACCAGGACGCUGAGGAAAGAGUGAGAGAGAGGCAGGAAGAGAUAGUGAGACAGAGGAGAGGAGACAAGCACGACGACCAGGUGUCUCCCACUGACUCGCCACCAGAGGACGAUGUGACAGAAGAAGAAAAGGAAGCAGUCCGGGAAGAGGCAGAGAGGAGCAUAGGUGACUUGAAUGUGGAUGCAGUAGAUCGUAUUUUCCCCUCUGCCAGUGUCUCCCGUUCCUCCCAUCCUGACUCUUUUCUCUGGGGUUUGUGGGGGAAGCUGGCAGACUGGAUGAGGUGGCUGCGCUCACUGGUGAGAGGGGAGGCCCUGCUGGGAUCACUGGUCAGCCUGUUUGUGGGAGGGCAGGUUGGAGGUAUGAUGGGGGCCACUGUGGGAUCAGUGGCUACUGAGGUGGGGAGAAGGAAAACACAUAAAACUAAAUGAGAGAUAAGCUGGACCAUAAAGUCACUGUGGUCAACAGGAUUUAUGCUUGGCCACUGAGCACCAGUACUUACUUUUCAGAAUGGGUACUCUCUGAUAGAGCAUACAGUGUUAUCUAAUGCUUCAUAGAUCAGUAAUAACAUGAGUAAGAACAACAUUUGGGUUGGCAGGUUUGAAUAACCCCUUUGGCUGGUGUGUAUCUUCCUCUUUAAUAUCUUGCCCUGUCUUUUCAGUUAGCUUAGUUUUUCACCUGAUGGCUUAACUUACUCAGUUACUGAACAAGUUAUAAUUGUGAAAGAUUUAUUCAGUCGUCUUCCACUACAGUAGAUGUUAAAUAAAUGUUGUUAUUCCUGCAGUAAAAAAAAAGUUUUUGGCCACUUGGGGGCAGCAGAAACACUGACAUAUUACCACCUUUUUAAGAUGAUAUGUCAGAUUUGUUAGCAAGCAGUUGCCUAUUUAAAAAUUCAGCAGAUAUGUAGCACUACUAGCAUUCAUUUAAUCUGAUUAAUGCGAGUCCAGUUUUCACUCACCUUUUAGCUCGUUUUUUUUUUUUUUAUCUCUACCAACUCCUGAGGGAAACAUCCGGCCCGGUCUCAUCUCAGGGCGUUAAAUACCGACGCACAAGGUAUGCAGGUCAGAAUCCGUGUGAGACGCCCUGGGCUUUCAAGUAACUCCAAUGCAACCCAUCCGUCGUCACGUAAUGUACUUAUUUCAACCCAAAACCACAAUCUUUCCCGAAACCUAAAGGUGGUUGAAAUAGAUGCGUCAAAUAUUGCGUCUGUAUUUGAUGCCACGAGAUGAGCACGUGUUGAUAACUGGCUCUUAAGCUGCUUUAAAACUAGUUAGUUGCUAACUGUUUGCUGCUCAGUGUUGAGCAGGUAGUGAACAGUCGGUUUGUAGGGCCUAUAGCUAUGAGAGCAGUGAGAGUGAACCAAAACCACGGGCUGAAAAACACUACAAACCAAUAGAAGUGAGAGCAACUGCAGAGUCAGGUUAUCCUUGGUAUAAAAAUAUUGUUUAGACUCAUACUGUAGGAUAUACACACAAAAGUUGCCAUUAUGAGUGGGUUAUUAAUAAUCCAUAAAGGAACAAUGCAUUAGACUAUUCGUUAACCAUUAAAAUGUCAUGGGUAACUACUUUUAAACCCUUUUACACUUUUUAGACAGUGUUAAUGCAGAUGGGUGGAAAAAAUGUUUGUAAAGAUGUUAUAUGAGAAACAUCCACAUGGUGGAGACAUUGACCUUUUUCUACUGAAGACGGUUAAAUGAUUGAGGUGACCUGAGAGAUGCUUACUUACUGCAUACCAAGAAAAUAAAAGCUGCUGUUUUAAGGACA